AUGCAGUUCAAAAUGAAGGUUCUCAUCCUCCUGUGCUCAGUCGUUUCCGUGGCAUUCAGUCAAAACGUGGGCACGAACACGCAGGAGCAGCACUUGUCCCUGCCCAUGCAAGUCUGCAGCGGCCCAGGCAGUUGCAGCUCGGAGCAGACCACAGUCGUCAUGGACGCCAAUUGGCGCUGGACGCUGUUGAAUUUCAGGAUCAUGCAGUUCAAAAUGAAGGUUCUGAUCCUCCUGUGCUCAGUCGUUUCCGUGGCAUUUAGUCAAAACGUGGGCACGAACACGCAGGAGCAGCACUUGUCCCUGCCCAUGCAAGUCUGCAGCGGCCCAGGCAGUUGCAGCUCGGAGCAGACCACAGUCGUCAUGGACGCCAAUUGGCGCUGGACGCACAAGACGAACGAAUUCGUCAACUGCUACACCGGCAACACGUGGGACGCGUCCAUUUGUCCCGACGCAGCGACGUGCACGCAAAACUGCGCCGUCGACGGCAUCGACACGAACACCUGGUCCGGGACUUACGGAGUCACUACCUCGGGCAAUGCCUUGACGCUCAAGUUCGUCACGAGUGGUCCGUUCAGCAAGAACAUCGGGUCCCGAGUUUACCUGCUCGCCACCGAAGACAAAUACAAACGCCUUCGCAGCCACCAAAGUGGCGGCCAAUGUGUUCCGCCAUUUUCAUCAACAGAUGCCUUCACAGCCACCACAUUGGCUGCCACUUUGGCAGCUGCAAAGGCGUCUGUUGAUGAAAAUGGCGGAAUUGCCUUGGAUGACCUGGAGGCAACCCUUAGAAAGAAUGUCAAGAUGUUCCAGUUGAAAAAUCGAGAAUUUUCGCUGACGGUGGACGUGUCGAACCUGCCUUGCGGACUGAACGGAGCCGUGUAUUUCGUGGAGAUGGACGAGGAUGGCGGGUUGAGCAAGUACCCGACGAACCAUGCCGGGGCCAAGUACGGGACCGGGUACUGCGAUGCCCAAUGCCCACAUGACCUCAAGUGGAUCAACGGCGAGACCAACAGCGACGGCUGGGUUCCAGCCAGCAACGACGCCAAUUCGGGCGCCGGCAAGUACGGCACCUGUUGCUUCGAAAUGGACAUCUGGGAGGCCAACAGCAUGGCGCAGUCCUUCACUCCUCACAACUGCGCAGUGGAAGGUCAGUACAGGUGCGAGGGCACCGAGUGCGGAGAUAACGAGAGCGGCGACCGCUACGACGGCGUCUGCGACAAGGACGGCUGCGACUGGGCGGCUUACCGCCUGGGCCAGCACGACUUCUACGGGCCAGGCAAGACGGUGGACACGAACCAACCCUUCACGCUGAUCACGCAGUUCAUCACGAGUGAUGGCACCGACAAUGGUGACCUGGUCGAAAUUCGAAGAAUUUACCGGCAGAACGGCCGCGAGAUUUCCAACACGUUCGCGAACUUCCCGGGCGUGCCGGCACACGACUCCGUCACCGACGACUACUGCACCGACAUCAAGAACGCCUUCGGCGACGUGCAGGACUUUGCCCAAAAGGGCGGCAUGCGGGCCAUGGGCAGGGCCCUGGACCGGGGCUUGGUCCUCACCAUGUCCCUGUGGGACGACCACUACGCGUUCAUGCACUGGCUGGACGCCACGUACCCCGAGGGCAGCUCGGAACCCGGGGCCCUGCGCGGCCCGUGUCCCGACGACGGCGGCGACCCGGCGGAGCUCGAGAACACCGUUCCUAACUCCUCGUUCACCCUGUCCGACAUCAGAGUAGGACCCAUUGGCAGCUUGUGAUUCAUCCCGGGCCCCAUGGGUUCCGCAGUCCGAAGACUUUAGCAAUGGAGACUGUUGUACCGCAUUGUACUGUGUUGUGUGAAACGCUUCCUGGGAUAAAUUCAUUUUCGUCGCAAAAGCACACAUA
This is a messenger RNA of Notodromas monacha, 1879 nucleotides long. NCBI's taxonomy places the organism in Eukaryota, Metazoa, Arthropoda, Ostracoda, Podocopida, Cyprididae. The record is from the annotation of a GenBank genome assembly.